Ailuropoda melanoleuca (giant panda) is the source of this 1032-nucleotide messenger RNA. It is a transcript of the gene PSMD7, whose product is annotated as proteasome 26S subunit, non-ATPase 7. Gene Ontology annotation, cellular component: proteasome complex; proteasome regulatory particle. Bases 60 to 1028 code for a protein of 322 amino acids. Gene Ontology annotation, molecular function: metallopeptidase activity; protein binding. The record is from RefSeq and is a predicted model, not a curated record. The transcript is spliced from 7 exons. Gene Ontology annotation, biological process: proteasome-mediated ubiquitin-dependent protein catabolic process. NCBI's taxonomy places the organism in Eukaryota, Metazoa, Chordata, Mammalia, Carnivora, Ursidae.
GCGGCCGCCGGUGUUUGCGGGUCGCAAGGAGCGGGGCCUGGCGGGUGGGGUGUGUCGCGAUGCCGGAGCUGGCGGUGCAGAAGGUGGUAGUUCACCCCCUGGUGCUGCUCAGUGUGGUGGAUCAUUUCAACCGAAUAGGCAAGGUUGGAAACCAGAAGCGUGUUGUUGGUGUGCUUUUGGGGUCAUGGCAAAAGAAAGUACUCGACGUAUCCAACAGUUUUGCAGUCCCUUUUGAUGAAGAUGACAAAGAUGAUUCUGUCUGGUUUUUAGACCAUGACUAUUUGGAAAACAUGUAUGGAAUGUUUAAGAAGGUCAAUGCCAGAGAAAGAAUAGUUGGGUGGUACCACACAGGCCCUAAACUACACAAGAAUGACAUCGCCAUUAACGAACUCAUGAAAAGAUACUGCCCUAACUCAGUACUGGUCAUCAUUGACGUGAAGCCAAAGGACCUGGGACUGCCCACAGAAGCAUAUAUUUCAGUGGAAGAAGUCCAUGAUGAUGGAACUCCAACCUCAAAAACAUUUGAGCAUGUGACCAGUGAAAUUGGAGCCGAGGAAGCCGAGGAAGUUGGAGUCGAGCACUUGUUACGAGACAUCAAAGACACUACAGUGGGCACUCUUUCCCAGCGGAUCACAAACCAGGUCCAUGGCUUGAAGGGACUGAACUCCAAGCUUCUGGAUAUCAGGAGCUACCUGGAGAAAGUGGCCACCGGCAAGCUGCCCAUCAACCACCAGAUCAUCUACCAGCUACAGGACGUCUUCAACCUGCUGCCGGAUGUCAGCCUCCAGGAGUUUGUCAAGGCCUUUUACCUGAAGACCAACGACCAGAUGGUAGUAGUGUAUUUGGCCUCGCUGAUCCGUUCCGUGGUCGCCCUGCACAACCUCAUCAACAACAAGAUUGCCAACCGGGAUGCAGAGAAGAAAGAAGGGCAAGAAAAAGAAGAGAGCAAAAAGGAUAGAAAAGAUGACAAAGAGAAAGAGAAGGAAAAGAGUGAUGGAAAGAAAGAAGAGAAAAAGGAGAAAAAAUAAAACA